UAAGUGCUAAAUCUAAUGAUCUUUGUCAAGCCUUCUCAAUGUGGAGGUUUUGGCUCAGGCAAUGAACUCAAUUCCAGCAUUAGAAUGUCGCCAAAGCUACCCUCACAUCUCAUCCCUUCCCUCAUCUUCCUAACACUCGUAUCCCUCUACUUCCUCUCUUCACUCCUCUCUCUUCACACACCUUCAUCUUCAUAUUCAUCUUCUUCAUCUUCAACCUCAAUCUCCAAAUGCAACCUCUACAGAGGCAACUGGGUCUUCGAUCCCGAUCGCACCCCACUCUACGACGACACCUGCCCCUUCCAUCGAAACGCAUGGAACUGCAUCAGAAACCAGCGUCAAAAUCUGAGCUUCAUCAACUCCUGGAAAUGGGUACCUCGGGGCUGCGAUUUGCCCCGGAUCGACCCGUUUCGGUUUCUGGGUUUGAUGAGGAAUAAGAAUGUUGGGUUCGUUGGGGAUUCGCUCAAUGAGAAUUUCUUGGCUUCGUUUCUCUGCAUUCUAAGGGUUGCUGAUAAGGGUGCACGGAAAUGGAAAAAGAAGGGUGCUUGGAGAGGUGCCUAUUUUCCCAAGUUCAAUGUCACUGUUGGUUAUCAUCGUGCUGUUUUGCUCUCCAAAUACCAGUGGCAGCCAAAAAAAUCUGAAGCUGGGGUGGAAGAUCCAUCAGAAGGUAUUUAUCGAGUUGAUGUUGAUGUUCCUGCUGAUGACUGGGCUAAAAUUGCUGGCUUCUAUGAUGUCCUGGUGUUUAAUACUGGUCACUGGUGGAAUUAUGACAAGUUCCCGAAAGAGAAACCUCUUAUCUUCUAUAAAGGAGGACAACCAAUAUUCCCUCGGCUUGGGAUGUCGGAUGGACUUAAAGUUGUAAUUAGUAACACAAUCGCAUACAUACAAAAAGAAUUUCCUGGAAACACGCUUAAGUUCUGGCGUUUACAAUCCCCAAGGCACUUUUAUGGUGGAGACUGGAAUCAAAACGGUAGCUGCUUAUUCAACAAGCUGCUUGAGGAGAAUGAGCUUGACUUAUGGUUUGAACCUGGGAACAACGGAGUUAACAAGGAAGCAAGGCAGAUGAAUUUUGUGAUUGAAGAGGCAUUACGAGGCACCGAUAUCCAAUUGCUCGACGUAACUCAUUUAAGUGAAUUUCGAGCCGAUGCUCAUCCGGCGAUAUGGUUAGGAAGGAAGGAUGCAGUUGCGAUUUGGGGUCAGGAUUGCAUGCACUGGUGUUUGCCUGGUGUCCCUGACACAUGGGUAGAUAUAUUGUCACAACUGAUACAUGAUCAUCGUUUUGGAAGAAAUGGUGGGAUAUAGAAACUGGAGAAGCUAACAAAUUCUAUCUUACACACCAUACACUGAAAUUUUCCACUGGAGAUGCUGAUGGUGCCAAGUUCUGAGGACCAAGAUAUGAGUUUUUUGUGCAUAAAAUGUUGAACAAAAGCUUUGGCUCCCAUGAUCUUUGAUGAAAGAAGCGAUUAACUUGGUCGAGCAUAAGCUGUAUUGAAAUCAGCUCCUUUAUACAGUUUAUCAUAGGAACCUUGUAAAGAACUAGCAUUGAAUUCUUUCUGUCAGAUUAUUAGUCAUAUUGGGAAAUCAUUUAUUCAAAAUGGUGAUAUAUAGGAAUUGCAUCACAUUUGGCUAAUAAGCUGAUGGGGUGCAAUUUAAAACACAGCGAGUGCAUCAA
Molecule: messenger RNA, 1669 nt
Organism: Lotus japonicus
Lineage: Eukaryota; Viridiplantae; Streptophyta; Magnoliopsida; Fabales; Fabaceae
Product: protein trichome birefringence-like 12
Exons: 4
Coding region: 16-1299 (427 amino acids)
Cellular component (GO): Golgi apparatus
Molecular function (GO): O-acetyltransferase activity
Source: RefSeq, a predicted model, not a curated record